Molecule: messenger RNA, 743 nt
Organism: Lactuca virosa
Lineage: Eukaryota; Viridiplantae; Streptophyta; Magnoliopsida; Asterales; Asteraceae
Source: the annotation of a GenBank genome assembly
AGCAAAAGUCAAAAUGGACUCAAACCCUCCCUGAAACCAUCUCUAGGGCCAGGUUCAUCUUCGGAUACCAAACAGGGAUACGUUCAUAUCUUUUAUUUAUUGAUUUGUGAUACAUCCUUCUGAUCCCCAACAAAAUAAUCAAAUCCCCAAAUAUCACUAAAACUAGGGUUUCUCGGUUCUGAAUAAAAUUUCAAUGGGUUCUAUUGUGAAAUCAGAGGAGGAAUGGCGUGCAGUUCUCUCCCCUGAACAGUUCCGCAUCCUUCGCAACAAAGGAACCGAGCCAAAAGGCACAGGUGAAUAUGAUAAAUUUUUUGUUGAUGGGACAUACACAUGUGCUGGUUGUGGAACACCGCUCUAUAAAUCAACCACCAAAUUCAACUCUGGUUGUGGUUGGCCUGCUUUCUAUGAGGGUCUCCCUGGAGCAAUCACCCGCACUCUGGACCCAGAUGGUAGGAGGACUGAAAUUACUUGUACAGCUUGUGGAGGGCAUUUAGGUCAUGUGUUUAAAGGUGAGGGAUUCAAGACACCUACAGAUGAAAGACAUUGUGUUAAUAGUAUCUCCAUCAAGUUUGCCUCGGAAUCAUAAUGGCAAAUAGUGAUCCUUUUUAGGGUUUGGCUUGCUUUGUGUUUUUGUAUGUGGAAAACUGUUAUGGCUUCUUAAAUUGCUUGAUGCGAAAAGCUUUGUAAUAAUUUUAAAUACAAUAGUUUUGUCAACAUGGUUGUAUCAUAUAUGUGUUUUUUAA